ACCGGCGACGACGCAGCGCGCCAGCGUGGCGGCACACGCCGCGACAUGCCGACGCCGACGCCGCCUCCGACGCCACCGCCGACGCACGUGCUCGCCGCCGCCCUAACGCUCUGCCUCGUGCUGCACGGUUCUUACGCCAGCUGGGACGAAUGGUGGACGUAUGACGGUAUAUCUGGUCCGAACUUCUGGGGUCGCAUCAACCCCCAGUGGUCGCUGUGCAACAAGGGGCGGAGGCAGUCGCCCAUCGACGUCGACCCGGAGAAGCUGCUGUUCGACCCCCUGCUGCGGCCUCUCCACAUCGACAAGCACAUCGUGAGCGGCACACUGCUGAACACCGGCCAGACGAUGGUGUUCCGCGUGGACAAGGACGCCAAGCACCACGUGAACAUAUCGGGCGGCCCGCUGGCCUACCGCUACCAGCUGGAGGAGAUGUACUUCCACUACGGCAUGGACAACAGCCACGGCUCCGAGCACAGUAUCCACGGAUACCACUUCCCCGGAGAGAUGCAGAUGUACGCCUUCAACGCGGAGCUGUACAAGAACAUGUCGGAGGCACAGCACAAGUCCCAAGGGAUCGUCGGGGUCGCCAUUAUGAUGCAGAUCAGAGAACCGCCAACGAACGAGUUGAGGCUCAUCAGCAGCAACUUCCAAAGGGUAAAGUUUAAAGGGCAGAUGACGCCCAUCAAGCACCUGUCGCUCCACCACCUGCUGCCCGACACGGACCACUACAUGACGUACGAGGGCUCGACGACCCACCCCGGCUGCUGGGAGACCACCGUCUGGAUCAUCCUCAACAAACCCAUCUACAUCUCCAGGCAAGAGAUGUACUCGCUGCGGCUGCUGAUGCAGGGACCACAGGAGGAGCAGAAGGCGCCACUGGGGAACAACGUACGUCCUCCCCAGCACCUGCAUCACCGCACCGUCAGGACCAACAUCGACUUCUUCCGCGCAUCACACCACAAGGGCAAGAAGUGUCCCACCAUGCGGCGAGACAUGUACUACAGAGCCAAUACGUGGGAGGACCAUGAACCGAGCAACCUAUCGUGAAGAGGAGAAAUCCAGCCAAUGGCGUGAUUCACGGUGCUGUAUAGGAACGGCGUCGGCGGUCAUUGUGCGGAAGAGAAGAGGUGCCUGUCAAUUAGU
Molecule: messenger RNA, 1143 nt
Organism: Schistocerca cancellata (South American locust)
Lineage: Eukaryota; Metazoa; Arthropoda; Insecta; Orthoptera; Acrididae
Product: carbonic anhydrase-related protein 10-like
Exons: 10
Coding region: 46-1047 (333 amino acids)
Molecular function (GO): zinc ion binding; carbonate dehydratase activity
Source: RefSeq, a predicted model, not a curated record